Penicillium concentricum is the source of this 954-nucleotide messenger RNA. Its product is annotated as putative oxidoreductase, short-chain dehydrogenase/reductase family. NCBI's taxonomy places the organism in Eukaryota, Fungi, Ascomycota, Eurotiomycetes, Eurotiales, Aspergillaceae. The record is from RefSeq and is a predicted model, not a curated record. The transcript is spliced from 6 exons. The coding region runs from base 1 to 954 and encodes 317 amino acids.
AUGAGCAAUACCUUUGAUGAGCAGACACAGGGGAUGGACGUGACGAAGAUGUUCCCAGACCGGGUGAAGGGAAAAACAUUCCUAAUAUCCGGACUGAAACGAGGCGACCUCCCCGCAACCACCGCAGACGCCCUCGCCUACGGCGGUGCAGGAACCAUAAUAUGCACAGGCCGCUCGCAACCCGAACUCCAGCCGGUGCUGGACCACAUCAAUCGCAAAUACAAGGCGGUCAAAAUGAUAUUUGUGACCGCCGACCCCGGCAGCCUGGCUUCGUUCCAGGAGGCGGCGCAGACCAUCAAGAAGUUGGGUGUGACCAUCGAUGGCUUCGUUGGGUUUCCCGAGGUCAUGGCUGUCCCGUGGGAGCUCACGGUGGACGGACACGAGUCUCAUUUCCAGAGGAAUUACCUGUGUUAUUUCCUGAUGUUGAACCUGCUGUGUGAUAUUAUGGGGCCUGAGUCGAGGGUUGUUUUGGUUACGUCUAGUUUGCGGAAGGAGGCGCCUGCGCCUUCAUGGGAAGAUUUGAGCUUUCAGAAUGGAGAGAACUAUCAUUGUCUCGAUGGAUAUUCGCAAUCCAUGCUCGCGAUCAUCUUGUUCCUCAAGUCUAUUGCGAAGAAGUAUAGUAUCGCUGCCUUUUCUGUAAAUCCAGGAAAUACCAAAACCAACAUCCAGACAUACGUUUCAAUGGAGGAUAUCAAAUCCUGGCUCCAGCGAAAGAAAGAAGCGGGCGAAGACAUACCGGUCCUGUUACAGCAAGCGCCGAAGUCUCUUGGUCAAGGUAGUGCGAGCGUGUUGCGCGGAUUACUGGAUCCAGAACUCGAAGUCCAAUCUGGAGCGUUCCUUGACCAUUGUCAGAAUAUACCCAAGUUACCGCAUCUCGAUUUCCCAGCGGGUGAAGAAAGUGCAGAGGCAUUAUGGAGACGAAGCCAAGAAUUAAUCGAGUCAUUUCUUUCCUGA